Molecule: messenger RNA, 2128 nt
Organism: Dicrocoelium dendriticum
Lineage: Eukaryota; Metazoa; Platyhelminthes; Trematoda; Plagiorchiida; Dicrocoeliidae
Source: the annotation of a GenBank genome assembly
AUGCUUGUCCCCAAGUUUAACGUCACCCUGAAUACUGGCGUUAUGAAGGAAGACGGUUUACUGUCCUCUUUGACGUCCAAUACAAAAUCGAUUUUGGGGCAUUUGGUCCAUGCCACAAAUGGCAACUAUUCCGAGAUCACCAGGAUGCUUGACCAAAUAUUAAGCGAAACACAGAUCGAAAUAAAAAAUUUAACAGAAUCGCAAGUUACGGACCAGGAGUUCUACGAGCGUUUGACUAAGUUAGGAGAAAAGCACAGUGAUACGCUGAAACUGGUUGAGACAGUUUAUCACAAAACUCACCGAAGCUCACUUCUUUCAUCUAACAGAACAGAAACGGAAAACUUUGUACAAUACCCCCAGAGUGAAUAUGCGGCAAAUAAGUAUCGGAUGGCUUCAAGUCCAAAGCGUUUGCAAAACGACAAGGGAUAUUUGCGAGACAAACCAGUGCAUUCAGUUCCGAAUAAUCAGGCCACUCAAAAGACACAAUAUUCUCCUGUUCUGAAACAUUCAAUGUCAAUAGAUGCGGAAGACAACGAGACGCCUGCAUCCUCAGGCAGCACUAGACCUUGUUGGCGGAAUCGAAUUACUAUUCCGAAGCCGUUUGAAAUGUGCAAACGAGAUGAAGAAAAGAACAGGGACUACCGACUGACUCGAUCAAAGAAUGCGCUUCUAGAUGACAUCCAUGAUAAGGAGAAUCAAAUACAGCCGGGAUAUGGCAAGGCUGGGCGGUUUCAUGCUCGACCUAUACCUGCACACUGUCUUGUGCCUCUCUUCGAAUCCAUGGUAGAGCAACAAGCAAAGAGGAGAAGAGCGGUGCAUGCAAACGCCAAGGAGAUACUGAAGGCCACAGAGAAACCAUUCAAAUUCACAUUGCGAGAACGAGUUGCCAUGGAAAGAAAUUGCUGCUCGAUUGAACCUUCACCUACCACACGCCCCACUUUUCGUGAUCGUUCGGCCGGAGUACCCAGAAGUGUUGAUACAGGGCCAGACAGUCUUAGAUUACCGAAACACAUUUACGAAAAUAGGUUAGAAAGGAUGUAUGAAGAAGCUUUGGUAAGAGAAGUUAGAAGGCAACUCAGAGCUCAGCGGCUUCUGAAUUCUGCAUCAAUUCCACCAGGAAUGGAGGAAAGACAGCGACUCUCAGAAUUACGGAAUGCGAAACGACUUGAUCGGAACAGGCAGAAAGUAUGGGAGCCACACGUCGGUGCUCAACGCAAUCAAUCUAAUCAGUUCACCGCAAAACCAUCACCAAAUUUUAAAAGAAUACAUUGGGAGACUGAGAAGAAUUUGAGAAGACUGUGGAGGCCAGCACCUGAGCCAACCCGUACAAAACCCUUCAAGCUACGGACCGCAGAACGCACGAAGUGUUGUAUCACUCGUAGCAGAAGUGUGGACUAUCAUAUCCCCAAUCGAAAAGACAAUCCGACACGUGCCCACCUCGAACGCGGUGCAUUCCAAAGCUUGGGAUUCAGGCCUCAGAAUUCACGGCAGUCAACAGAUUUCCCAUCUCCAGCGAAAGCCAGGGGAACAAUUUUAAGGGAGAACCACAUACGGGAGUUAAUCAAGAAAGCAUGUUCAAACGUUAAAAUGGACAAAGAGGCAGAGCGUUUGAGAAUGGAAAGACAACGACAGCUAUAUACGUGCAUACGUAACUCUCUCGGAGAAAGCAUUACUUCACCGGAGACUGUAGUUCGAUCUGAAAUAGCUAGAAAAAAGCGAGAAUUAAGUCAACAGUGUUCAGCCCGUCAAGCAGACUACAAGCGCGAGCUGAAGGAGAUCCACAGAAGAGUAUCAGCCAGACCGUUACUGAUCGCACAGCAGUCGCAGAAGGUUGCCCGAAAGCGCGCGGAAAACCUCUUCAGCUCCACCUUGAAAUGCGCGGGUUUAGACGCUGACCUGAUUCUGCAAGAAGCGAGAAAAAACAACGAUUCAAAAGAUGCCCGUUGCGAGACGCAUGUUAAAACUACACAGAGGAAUAAUAAAAUCGACAGUCGUUGCCUCCUUCCCUCCAAUUAAUUCUGGGGUCGUUCGGAAAGAUCAAGCCGGAUGGGACUCGUCUCUCAACAAUGUCACUGCCCCAUUCGCGCAUCAGCAAGUUGAUCGAUACCACAUUUCAAAAGUUCUGUGC